AAAGAAUGGAAAGAAUUUCGUGGAUUUUGUUUCUCAGCAUUUCGUAUUUUACGUCGACAUGCCAAUGUUGUUCUCAAUUUAUUUUCACUUAUGCUGGAUUCUGGAAUACCGGAUAUCGCUAUUGAAAAGGAAAAGGCAGUUCAGAAGGUGGAGCAGAGAUUCCAUUUAUCUCUGAGCGAAGAACUAGCCGAACAGAAAAUGGAACAUCUUAUCGAUGAAUCAGUUAAUGCAAAAAUUACGAAAUGUGAUCAGAAAAAUAAAAAUUUUGCAGAAAUGCUAAAUAGUAAAGAUACAAUGAAAGAAAAAUUGUGUGACGAGUGUUUUCAUGUAAUACAGAUGGCACUUCGUUGUAAGCAUCAGAAAAUAAAUCAGGCUGCUGCUGAUUUACUUCAAGCGAUAAUACGAGAUAAAUGUAUUAUUAGUGAAACAAACUUUGUGGAUGAUUCCUUACCGCUUUCAGUAUUAAAAUCGGUUGCAUUACUACCUGUAAUUAAAGCUCCUAUACAAUGUAAAAUUUUAACGUUAAUUGUCGAAGUGAUGUGUAAAGAAGAACGACAUAUCACCACUGAAUUAGUUAUGGAAGCCUUAACGUUGUGCUUGCAAACAUACGAAAAUGCUGAAGAAACGAGUGUAAGACUGGCUUGUCGUGCUGCUAUUACCCAAAUUUUCACUUCAUUUUGUACUUUACCAAAAGUUAAUGAAAAGGUUGAUCACCCUCAUGAGUUUAUAGCUGUUGCCAUGGAUGUUACAUCGUUGUUGAAUAAAGUAAUCGAAAAAAUUAAUAUCAUUAAUCCACAAUCAGAUCAAAUUGUAAUUUUAUUAGAUGCUAUUUACAGCAUUCUCAGUUCACAGCCUAUUCCUAUUACUAAACACCAACCAUUCAUAAAUGUUAUAUGGUGUGAAUUAAGUCCAUGUUUGAUGAAAAUGUUAGGGGAACCGGAAAAGAGCACUCGCGAUACCACGGAAGGAGGUGAGCCCUUAGGACGAGGGCACCGAUCACUGAUAACACGUAAUAAAAGUAUUUUCGAUCAUCCAGAAAUCGUUCUUUCUUUAUAUCAGAUUGUUGAACAAUUGUUACGAUUGCUAUCAACUCUUCCUGGUAUGCGCAGUGUACUUGAAGCAAUAUUCCAUAAAGCAUUACUCUAUCCACCAGUUGAUCAACGUUUUGAAGCCUUGCGUGUUAUUAGGAAGAUUGUUGGAAAUGAAGAACGACUUGCCGAUAUUGUUGCUGUUUCAGUGUUCAACGAAUCACUAACGUUGUGGACAUUAAUUAUAGACUGUAUUCUAGAGUGCAGUCAAUCAGGAAAUAUCGAACUUGCUUCAGAAUGUCUUCGAACGUUGCAAACUUUUUUAAAUACGGCAUCUCGAUUAUGUGCAAAUGAUAAUGACAACGUAUUAUCUCCAGAACUUACAAGCUUGAUUUUAGAAAGUCUACCUCUAGAAAUCACCAUAUCAGAAACAAAUUCUGAAAAAAAUUUGCCGAAUGUUUGUUCACAGAAACUUGAUAGUGUUGAACCGAAUGAUACAAAAGAAUCGGAUAUAGAUCGUAACAAUUCAGCAGUGAAUUUGGAGGUAGAUCAAAUACUCGAGAAAUUAUCGUUCAAGUACAAUGAAAAAAAAGCAGAUUCUUCGAGACAGUUUGAUCGUUCUUCUUGUGAUUUAUCUUGUCAAAAGGAGCUAAAUACAGCAACUUACUUCAUAAAAGAAUUAAUGAGCGCAAUCCCCAAAUGGUUGCAAAUUAAAAGUACAAUUGAAGUAGACGAAGCAAUUCAAGAAUUUUCGUCUUCAUUCUUUUCUGAAUUUAUGAUGGCUCAAAAAGAUGCAUUUGAAUUGCAUGGUGAAACACAGUCACAAUUUUUGAAUUCAGAUGCUCUGUAUCUUACUGCUUAUGCUACAUUAGCAGUCAUUCUAUACAAAAAUAGCAAUGAAUCCUACGACAAAAAGUGGUUUAUAAACGAGGUACUUCUCAGCAAAUGUAUUGUGUAUAGCAGUGAUCAUUGGUUAAACGCUGUGUACGAUGGUGUGAUUAAGACAGAAAUGGAUUUGCAAUUUUCAAAUAAUGCUACAGUACCAUUAAUAAAUGUUAUUGAAGAUUAUACUGGGCAUGAUAUCAAACUUAUGAGAGAUACGCGUCGAAUACAACAAAUACUUAUUAAAAAAAGUGAACAUUCAUUAGCUGCUUGUAAAGCAUGUCGAUGGCUUUUGUCAAAAACAUGGGAUAAAUUGUUUUCUUCACCAUCAAAUCUGCUUGAUUUGCAUUGCAAGUUACGUCGUAUUAUCCGUCCCAAAGCUGCUGAAGUUUUUGACCAAGCCAUCUAUACAUUAUUAGCAUUGGCUAAAUUAUGCACUAUGAUAGGUCUUGAAAAAUAUAAUCAAAUAAUUAUUAAACGUCUUGUGGAAGUUACAUGUCCUAUAAAUGAACUCAGAACUCUGGCAGCACAAGAACAAGUUGAUUCUUCUACAGAACGUUCUAAUAAAUGGUCAUUACGAAAAUCGAGUGUUUUAGCAAUUGAAGCAAUUUUAGAUAUUGGUAUGGAAUGUGGACUCCAUGAAUCAGAUAGCUGGAUUGACAUUAUCAGAUGUACAGAAUAUGUAUGGGAAGUUGAGAGAUAUUUGUUCAGUACAACUCAGUCUCAAGCAAACUGGAAAUUUUUUGCUUAUAGUGGGAGUGCAUCCGAAAACAUACAAUGUUUGGAUGAUAUUUUAUCAGAAGAUAGUAGUGAUAAGCUCAGUAAUCAAACUUCUUCUGCCGUUCUUUGUUUUCUGAUAUCAUUAACGAAUAAAUUUUAUGAUCGCGUCAGCAGAGAGUUAAAUUUGAUUGCGUUAUGCGAACUAUUGCAAAGUUUGGUGGUAGUGAGCGAAAAUAGCCUACAAAAUGCAAGCAAUUUAAUGCAGCUAGGAAAAUGUGUUGUUGACCCAACGAUACUGCUUGCUCCUAUAUUAACAAUUUCUAUGAACCUUUCUGCUAGGCCUCUGAUACAUGCCAUGAAAAUUUGGCCUAAAAUUACGCAGCAUAUAGUUCAGUGUGCUUGCUUUCGUGGAAACGAAAAAUUGAAUAAUUUUGCUAUUGAAGGCUUAGGUAAUUGCGUAGUUAAAUUAAUGACUAAUGAAGCAAAUGGUUUCUGCUACAAUCAGCUUAUUUUCCAACCUCUGCAGGAUAUACUGUGUGCAGAAAUGUGCUCGGAAGAAUCACAAGAACAAAUUGUUUCAUUGCUUGCUACAUUUGUGCAUUCACAUUCAGAUAUGAUUGGUUCUGGAUGGCGGCCUCUGUUCAGUGCUCUGAAAUCAUUACGAAUUGAAUGUCAUUCUGAAAAAGAAUCGGUGUCAGUUCCAUCAGCUACCAUAACUAUUGCUUCAACCGCUUUGCAAAAUUUACUGAAAGUUGAACGAAUGCUUCACAGUUUAUUUACUUCAACUGAUUCCGCUGAUCCACACUUACUACAAAGGCUGACUUCACGUAAGAGAACUCAACAAUGUAUUGAUCGCCACACAAAUAUAUCUUCGCUCGUAGAGCCAUUGUCAACCGUAUUCAUAGAAGAACCUUUUUUCAACAAUUAUCAAGCAGUUCUUCCAACAGAUUUAGAUGGUUUUCUUGAAGCACCGCAAUUGACCUUACCGUGGGAAAAUUAUACGCCAUCAAUGCGAAGUUGUGCUGAGAUUUAUUUAUCAUUAUUGGAAAGUCUUACGGCUGUUACUUUUGUUUGUCCAACAUUGUUACAAUCCAACUUACUGCGCACUAUUGCUGAUUUGAUCAUCGAACAAGUUGAUACUAAUUUUGGUAUUGAUUUCGGUGCAUAUGGAUUGUCAGUUCUGGUUUUUCCAAUGUUACAGCAGUGGAUGCGAAAAGGCAUUUCAGAACAUGAAAAUAACCUGAAACAAGCUGUUGGAUUAUUUACGGAAGUUGUCAAGAAAUACGUGAUGCUACAACGGGAAGAAAAUACAUGGGUUAAUCGAGUUUUGCUUGAUACGUUUACUUUGCUAACGGAAUGUAUUACAUGUGCAUCAGAUCGCAUUGCUCGUUUAGGUUAUGCGUGUCUAAGUUUUUUAGUAAAGUCUUGUGUAAAUUCGUUUACAAAAGAGCAGUGGACUAUUGUUAUAAGAUCUCUGUGGAAUGCAACUGACUUGACAUUGGUUCAUAUCAGACUUUUAAUGAAAUAUUACAUGAGUGGUUCAAAUGAUCCAAAAGGUGAUCUUGGUACGGUUCGUGUUUUAACUAUACAGAAUUCAAUAUUUUCAUGUGAAGCAUUAUUAUCAGCUCAACAGGUAUUUUUGGUAGACGAACAAAUGAAUUUUUCACGCUCAUCAAGUGAAAAGAAACAGCGUGAAGUGAUACUUUCCAAUAGUGAUGGAAGUGAAGAAAGGAUUCUCGCACAUGAACUGGUUUGUAUCCUUACUAGUCAUUUACAUAUUUUGGAUCUAAUUGGUACCUUACUACUCAACGGGAUUGAUUUCCCGGUAGAUGGACACACUGCUCAUCAUUUGAAAAAAUUUGAUGAACGAGUAGAAAGUGAUGACAAAUGUAAUUUACACAUGCUAUCAGCAGAGGAUAUAGCUAUAUUAUUUCGAUGUGUGGAUGCAUCUUUUGUGGUUGCAAGAAAUUUCGACAAACGUUUAGGUCUGAAAAUGCUCAUUCAAGACCUAUUUUAUUUUCCUACUCUUCCAAAUUUAUCCAAACAAACAUCCCUAACUUGGACCAUACACUCAUUAGGAAUGUAUGAAAUGGUACGGAAAUGUCCCAUGAACAAAGAAGGAAUUGCUCAGUGGUUGUCAUCAAAUGAAAAUACGAAAAAUGAUCAAUAUUACAUAAAACAACUUCAAUUAUACCAUCGUGAAGUAUGCACUUAUGCAUGCAAAUUAGAAAAAAAAACAUCAGCAGAAGUUUUGAGACACUUGGCGACUUCACACGUUACUCCGCAAGUCACUCUUAUCAAUGAUGACUCGACAGAAGACGAUCUGCAUAAAUUAUUAACUUCGGGAAAAACUGCUGAAAUCAUAUCUGAUUAUAAACGCUCAAAAACUGCGCAGUCAUUACUUCCAACAGCAAAACGAAUCAAUCCAUUCAAAGAAAACUAUGAAGAAGAACAAAAUACUACGAAUGAGAAAUUGAUUCUGAAUGUAAAAAUUUUGAAUACUCUAGAUUGGGAACAAAACCACAAUUGA
Messenger RNA from Thelazia callipaeda (thelaziosis nematode), 5160 nucleotides. The record is from the annotation of a GenBank genome assembly. Lineage: Eukaryota; Metazoa; Nematoda; Chromadorea; Rhabditida; Thelaziidae.